AUGUCUUCUGUCAUGGAUAAACCUACAUCAAGACAACCAUUAAGGGACUCCUCUAAUUACAAGAAUAAUUCAGAAACGACACCUUCAAAAUCACGAACACAAUUAUCAGUAGCACUUCCAAUUACUCAGAACACACCACCUGAAAGUAUAUCAGCAAUCAGAAGAUCCGACGCAAAUCUAUUUGAGACACCUACAAGAUUUUACAAUAUAGAUACUACUUCAUUGGUGGGUGACUCUCAACAUUUGAUGAUGCAAUCAUCCUAUUUAUCUCCGGCUUUUUCAUCGCCAACCCAAAGGCAUAGUCAAGAACAAAAUUCAGACAAAUUAGCUAGCUCGCCUAUAAAAAAACCCUCGGAAACCAAAAAACUGAAGUCAAAAGCAAAAACAAAUACUUCUCCUCCAAAAGCUAGUAGAUCUUUCAACUUGCAAUCUGAAGACAAACCUCCUUACUCAUAUGCAACUUUAAUCGGUAUUUCCAUAUUAUCUCACCCGGAGAAAAAAUUGACGUUGUCUCAUAUAUAUCAAUGGAUAUCUGAUACUUUCAAAUAUUAUAAGAAGGGAGAUGUUGGGUGGCAGAAUUCUAUAAGGCACAAUUUAUCUUUGAACAAAGCAUUUAUCAAGGGUGAGAAAUCUAAAGACGGGAAAGGGCAUUUUUGGUGUAUCAAACCAGGAUGUGAGGAGCAAUUUUUGAAAAGCAGGAGUGUGAAGAAAAGCUCCUAUCAAGAAGUCAUGGACCAGAUCAACCACGCUUCCAAAAUUAAUGCUGAGGCAGCAGCAAGAGCUGCAGAAGAAAAAGCGGCUAAAGAGGAAGCUGAGUCAAAGCUGAACAGCAUUUAUGGUUAUACAAACCUUGCAUCGUCUCCUAAUCGUCCCAAGUUGAAAAGAAAACUAGAAGGUGACGACGAUGGUGAUGACUUUGAGUACGAUGAAGAAGAUGAUGAUGAUGAUGAAGAAGAAGAAGAUGUCACUGUGAUUGAUCCGCCAAUGAAGAGACAGAAAGUAGCAACAUUGGGUGAACCUUGGCAGUCAAGCACCCCUGCUAAGUCAAACAGUUCAAACCACACAAGCGGCGCUGCUAAUUUGGCUGCGUCCAUUAGUGAAAGCAAAAUUAAUGCAGUGGUCACCACAACACCGAAAACAACGUCAACACCAAGAUUUGUCAUUGAUUCACCUAAUAGGCCGAUUCUUGCUGGCAAAAAUCUUACAUAUACUUCUUCAUUCAGCUGCAGUUCAAAUUUUGAAUUAUCUCCAGUAAGACCACUUGAAACUGGUCCACUUUUGGAACCCUUGACACCUGCAAACAACAUUUACCGAAAUUUCCAAAAUCAACAACAACAACAACAGCUGCUGCAUAUGUUGCUUCGGGUACGUACACCAAAGUCGACCAUCGCAAAAACACCAAUUAGAAACAUUCGUACCCCGCAAACCAGUUCGAUUGUCAAAAAACUUUGGAAUUCUCCUUCAUAUUUAGAUGAUUUUUAUUAUAGUCCAUUGAUCAAUAAUCUGAUCAAUCUAUUAACAGUGUCAUCUAAUUCCAAGCUAUCGACUAUACAGGGAAGUUUUCUGUCGUAUGACGAUGACGAUAUGGUUUCAAGAAACUUUGAACAUCCUCAUGUCCACUCAUCGCCAAUAUUAGGCAGUUCAUCAGAUCACGGUGUUCUUGCUGAUAAUAAAGAAAAAAGAAAGAAUUUGUUCCAGGAUUUAAAAAAUGUGGAGAAGAAUAGUACAUUAAAGGACUGA
Messenger RNA from Candida albicans SC5314, 1740 nucleotides. RefSeq names its product Hcm1p (gene HCM1). NCBI's taxonomy places the organism in Eukaryota, Fungi, Ascomycota, Pichiomycetes, Serinales, Debaryomycetaceae. The coding region runs from base 1 to 1740 and encodes 579 amino acids. Gene Ontology annotation, molecular function: RNA polymerase II cis-regulatory region sequence-specific DNA binding; DNA-binding transcription factor activity, RNA polymerase II-specific. Gene Ontology annotation, biological process: regulation of transcription by RNA polymerase II. The record is from RefSeq and is a predicted model, not a curated record. The transcript has a single exon.